This is a messenger RNA of Rotaria sordida, 1193 nucleotides long. The record is from the annotation of a GenBank genome assembly. Lineage: Eukaryota; Metazoa; Rotifera; Eurotatoria; Philodinida; Philodinidae.
AUGGAAUAUUCAUCUAUUCAAUUGAAUCAUUUACCAGAUGAAAUUCUUAUUUAUAUUUUUAAAAAAUUGUCUAAUGCAGAAAUAGUUUAUUCUUUAUCAGGUGUCAAUAAACGAUUAAAUAAAAUAGUACAUGACUCGAUUUUUACAAAUGAUUUCUCUCUUUUUAUGUCAACAUCGGAUGGUUUAGUUUAUUCAUUAUCUUAUCUAAUACUUUAUCGAUUUUGUUCACAUAUUUUACCUAAAAUUCAUCAAAAAAUUCAAUGGCUUCAUUUUGAAUCAGUUUCAAUGGAAGGUAUUCUUCGUGCUAUAAAUUAUCCAAAUUUAAAUAGAAUUAAUUUACAUAAUAUUCGAUCAAAGAUAGCGAUAGAUCUUUUUAAUGAUAAACAAAUUAUCUAUUGGAGUGAUUAUUUUCCAAAAGAAAAAAAAGGUUAUUGUCGUAUUUAUUCAUAUCCAUAUACACUCAAAUAUUAUCAUGAUAUAACGAAUCAUUUUUCAGGUGGAGUAUUUAAAUAUGUUCGAAAAGUAUCAUUAUUUGAUGAACGUCCUUUUCAACAUGAAUUUUUUCUUCGAAUUGAGAAAUCAUUUCCAUUGAUGGAAGAAUUAACUGUAUGUAAUGAAAAACGACAAAUUAAUAAAGAAUUUAGAAAAUCAUUAAAUAUCCUUAUCUCAAACAACUUGAUCUUAUUCAAAGUUGCAUAGAUUACUAUGAACAAUUCUUAUGCGAUACUCUAACUUAUUUAUCAUUUGAUGUUCGUCUUAUUAUGGAUCAUGAAUUAGUGACAAAACGUGACACACAAUUUCACAACAAAUAGAACAAGAAAUAAUUCUGCAAAAAUAAAUUACGUAAAUUUAUGUAUAGAAUUACAAGAAGAUGAUGGAUAUUCUGACAAUUUUUCUCAUGGAAAACAACAAGUUUCUCAAUAUAUAAAAGACUAUUUUCCUCAUACACAAAUUGAUUGAUUAUUGUUUAUUUUUGUUAUUUAAAUAAAAUAUGAACAAAAGUAGAUGGAUUUACAUAGAAUUAAAGCAGCAUUGAAAGAGAGAGAUAGAACUAAUAAAUAAUAAUGAUUGAAAAUAGAUAUUGGAUAGGAAAUUGUUAGAAAUGAAAAUAUCCUAUCUCUCUAUGUAUACAGUUCAGAAAAAAAAUUCAAAUUAAAUUACAAUUUAAAAAGUAAAUCUCUUAACUAAUAGUA